CGGUCCGAAACACUGUGUCACUCUGACACUAAACAUGCGCCAUCCACCAAAGCUUAAGUGCUCUCACUAUCUCACUCCCCCCCUCUCAGAACCAACCUUCUGUUUUUGUGUUCUUUUUUCCCUUUAACAAAGAAAUAAAGACGUUACUGAAGAACGUUGCAAGGUUCAACACAAGUUGUACUGUUUUUUGUGAACAAUGGCUUCAAGAUUCAACCUUGUCUUUGCUGUUUCUUUGCUGCUGCUUCUUUUAGAUUUCUGUAGGGGAAGCAUAGUUGGAGUUUGCUAUGGAAGGAAUGCUGAUGAUCUUCCAACACCUGAUAAAGUGGUGAAAUUGGUUCAACUUCACAAAAUCAAAUACCUAAGGAUUUAUGAUUCAAAUAUCCAAGUGUUGAAGGCAUUUGCAAACACCGGUGUUGAACUUAUGGUGGGAGUUCCGAAUUCGGACUUGUUAGCAUUCUCCCAGUUCCAAUCAAAUGUUGAUUCCUGGCUAAAGAACAGCAUCCUUCCGUAUUACCCGGCCACAAAAAUCGCAUACAUCACAGUAGGUCUUGAAGUCACGGAGAGUCCUGAUAAUGCCACUGCCUUGGUUGUGCCUGCUAUGCAAAAUGUGCUCACUGCAUUGAAGAAGGUUGGCCUGCACAAGAGGAUUAAAGUUUCAAGUACUCAUUCCCUUGGGGUUCUGUCCCGGUCAUUCCCACCUUCUGCUGGGGCUUUUAACAGCAGCCAUGCAUUUUUCCUGAAACCUAUGUUGGAAUUCCUAGCUGAGAACCAUUCGCCUUUUAUGAUCGAUUUAUAUCCUUAUUAUGCUUAUAGAGAUUCUCCGAGCAAUGUCUCUUUGGAUUAUGCUUUGUUCGAGUCAUCCUCAGAAGUCAUAGAUCCUAACACUGGUCUACUUUACACCAACAUGUUUGAUGCGCAGAUAGAUGCCCUUUAUUUUGCCCUGAUGGCCUUAAAUUUCAGAACAACCCAGGUUAUGGUCACUGAAACUGGCUGGCCUUCCAAAGGUUCACCCAAAGAGAAGGCUGCUACUCCUGACAAUGCUCAGACUUAUAAUGCCAAUCUAAUUCAUCAUGUUAUCAAUGACUCUGGCACUCCUGCCAAGCCUGGUGAAGAGCUUGACGUGUAUAUUUUCUCAUUGUUUAAUGAGAACAGGAAGCCUGGACCGGAAUCCGAGAGAAACUGGGGCUUAUUUUAUCCUGACCAGACUAGUGUCUAUAACCUGGACUUCACCGGAAAUGGUAUUGUUGAUGUGACAAACAGUGGGAACGGCACCAAUUCAAAUGUGACAACCUGGUGUAUUGCUUCUAGCAAAGCUUCUGAAGCAGAUUUGCAAAAUGCCCUGGAUUGGGCUUGUGGUCCUGGGAAUGUGGAUUGCUCUCCCAUUCAGCCUAGCCAGCCAUGUUUCGAGCCUGAUAAUACACUUUCUCAUGCCUCGUUCGCAUUCAACAGUUACUACCAGCAAAAUGGGGCUACUGAUGUUGCUUGCAGUUUUGGAGGAAAUGGAGUCAAAGUCGACAAGGAUCCUAGCUAUGAUAAUUGCAUUUAUGUUACUACAAAAGGCAUAAACAAAACCGCAACAAGUAAUAUGACCUCCAUAGCUAGUACUUCGUCAUCCAGACGGACUGAAGUGUGUGCAUGGAUUGCUAGUUUCUUUCUAAUGAUGCUAGUCUCAUUUGUUUUAAACCCCGAAAAGGUGUUGGAUGCAUCGAUUUCAUGACAGUUGAGGGGUCUGGCAUGAAAGUAUUCAAUAAAUUUGCGGUGGGGAAGAACUUGCUGCUGCCUUCUAGUUUUUUGGUAUGGUAUUGAUGAGAAGUGUAUAUGAUGUCCAAUACCGCUGUUUGUUGUUGUAUCAAAUGUGGUGCUAUUUCCAGUCAAUGAAUGUCCCUGUUUUUGGUCCAAAA
This is a messenger RNA of Gossypium raimondii (Peruvian cotton), 1901 nucleotides long. Its product is annotated as glucan endo-1,3-beta-glucosidase 13. The coding region runs from base 197 to 1717 and encodes 506 amino acids. The transcript has 4 exons. Gene Ontology annotation, cellular component: plasma membrane. Gene Ontology annotation, biological process: carbohydrate metabolic process. NCBI's taxonomy places the organism in Eukaryota, Viridiplantae, Streptophyta, Magnoliopsida, Malvales, Malvaceae. The record is from RefSeq and is a predicted model, not a curated record. Gene Ontology annotation, molecular function: hydrolase activity, hydrolyzing O-glycosyl compounds.